This is a messenger RNA of Fusarium sp. VM40, 1065 nucleotides long. NCBI's taxonomy places the organism in Eukaryota, Fungi, Ascomycota, Sordariomycetes, Hypocreales, Nectriaceae. The record is from the annotation of a GenBank genome assembly.
AUGCCGUCCCAAAAACCUGAAGAACGUGGCGAGUCGUCAAACUCAGCCUCAAAGGCAGCCCUCAAAGCUUCUACCAACGGUACCCCUAAUUAUGAACUCCCAUGGGUGGAAAAGUACCGACCGGUUUUCCUCGAUGAUGUUGUCGGCAACACAGAAACGAUCGAGCGACUAAAGAUCAUCGCCAGAGAAGGAAAUAUGCCCCACGUUAUUAUCUCGGGUAUGCCAGGUAUUGGAAAAACCACCAGUGUUCUAUGUUUGGCCCGACAACUUUUGGGUGAUACGUACAAGGAGGCGGUCCUGGAGCUCAAUGCCAGUGACGAGCGAGGUAUUGAUGUCGUUCGAAAUCGAAUCAAGGGCUUUGCCCAAAAGAAGGUUACUCUACCCGCUGGCCGACAUAAACUCGUCAUUCUCGAUGAAGCCGACAGUAUGACAUCUGGUGCACAGCAAGCCCUCAGACGAACUAUGGAAAUCUACUCAAACACGACCCGAUUCGCAUUCGCAUGCAACCAGUCCAACAAGAUCAUUGAACCCCUACAAUCACGAUGUGCCAUCCUACGAUACGCCAAGUUGACAGACUCUCAGGUCGUUAAACGACUGAUGCAAAUCAUUGAGGCUGAAAAGGUCGAAUACAGCGACGACGGCUUGGCAGCAUUGGUUUUCAGCGCUGAAGGAGAUAUGCGACAAGCCAUCAACAACCUUCAAUCCACAUUUGCCGGUUUUGGCUUCGUCUCGGGCGACAACGUCUUCAGGGUUGUCGACUCUCCUCACCCUAUCAAGGUGCAGGCGAUGCUGAAGGCUUGUUACGAAGGCAACGUUGAUUCUGCACUGGAUACACUCCGAGAACUCUGGGACCUGGGUUAUUCAAGCCACGAUAUUAUCAGCACCAUGUUCAAGGUGACAAAAACAAUCCCAACGCUGAGCGAACAUUCAAAGUUGGAGUUUAUCAAGGAGAUCGGCUUCACUCAUAUGAAGGUGCUGGAAGGCGUGCAGACACUGCUCCAGCUCAGCGGAUGUGUUGUUCGAUUAUGCAAGAUCAACAUGGAUCCCAAGCGCUUUCGGGUAUAG